UUGAUCAAUAAGAACUACACGAAUAAAACCAUAACUAGUUAUUAGCAAGUGUUCUCUCUGACCAUAACUAUCAAAGUCAAUUAUGGAGUUGUCAAAAAAUAUCCCACCAAAUGUUAUUAACAAUUCAGAAGACAUAAAUGAGGAAUUUAAUAAUUUUAUGCACAAAGUUAAUGAAGUUAACCGAAUAGUUAAAAAUCUAGCUUCAAAGGAUAAAGACGUACAAAAACGAGCAGACGAGGAGGCUAGACGUUACUUAGGAGAAGAUAAAGAAAUCCUAUACGAACAUUUUGACGAAGAAAAUGUUUCUUUGACCGUUUCGAGUAGUAAGACACUUGUAAAUCGCAAGGCAUUAGAGGAUGACAAGAAUAGAAAUCCUGACGAGAUGUCCAAAGAAGCAUUUAUGGAUGAAAUGUCACGCGAUGCCGACAGAAGAUACAAAGAAAAACAAAUAAGACGGGAAAAAAUGGAAACUCUCAAAAAACAGGCAACUUUAGCUUUUAGAAGGGGCGAAUAUGAAAAGGCCCUAGUGCUUUAUAACAAGGCAAUUGACCAAAUUAAAGAUAGUGUAACACUAUACAAUAAUAGGGCUUUAACCUAUAUAAAACUAGGAUUCCUGGAUAAAGCCAAGCAUGAUCUAACAGAAUGGGCAUUGAGAAUUAACGAGGACUGUCUUAAGUCCUGGUUAUUGUUGGCCAAAGUUAACUUUCUGGAUAAGAAAACCAAGGAAUACGAAAAUUCCGUUUUCGAAGCUAAAAAACGAAACCCUGACAAAAUAGAUUUUAUUGAAGAAUACUUGACUGAAAUUAGACUAGAAGAACUUGGAUAGGAUUGUAUAAAAUAUUCCUAGUUGUUUUUAUGGGUUAUAAUAAAAAAUAAAGUCUUGUUUG
This is a messenger RNA of Sitophilus oryzae (rice weevil), 887 nucleotides long. RefSeq names its product tetratricopeptide repeat protein 12-like. Gene Ontology annotation, molecular function: protein binding. NCBI's taxonomy places the organism in Eukaryota, Metazoa, Arthropoda, Insecta, Coleoptera, Curculionidae. The coding region runs from base 83 to 826 and encodes 247 amino acids. The transcript has 5 exons. The record is from RefSeq and is a predicted model, not a curated record.